CAGGAGGCGGGUAUUCAGCAUAUGGCGGAAGAUUCGUCUUCUACGUAAGUUUUGAUUAUUGUCGAGUGACAUAACAUAUUAAAGCUAUGACUACGCCGUUAUUUCCGAAUUUAACUCCUAGAGUGGCCGAUCCUUCUUGGUUUUCGGUAGAUCGACCGUGCGACGACGAAACCGAAUUAACUCAACUCGAAAAAGAACACCAAGAUUGGUUAACAAGUAUUUCUCAGAAAGAUAAUGACUUAAUACCAAUUGGGAAAACUGCUUCUGAGCAUUUCGAUGAUGACGAAGACGAAGAAGAAGAUGAUGACAAUGACGACGAUGAAAGUGAAAGCAACGAGGAUGACGAUGAGGAGUUAGAUGGAGAUGAUAUGAACUAUGAUCAAGAUUCUCCAAUGUUUCAUUGAGACAAUGCAAAAAACAGAAAAAAAUUUUGAAGAAAUAUUAAGAAUACAGAUGUUUGUAAUUGCUACACCAUUAUAUAAUAAUUAAAAUCAAUAACAUCAAUUAAGAUAAUUAAUCAAAAAAA
This is a messenger RNA of Centruroides sculpturatus (bark scorpion), 526 nucleotides long. RefSeq names its product anaphase-promoting complex subunit 15-like. Bases 87 to 404 code for a protein of 105 amino acids. The record is from RefSeq and is a predicted model, not a curated record. Gene Ontology annotation, cellular component: anaphase-promoting complex. Gene Ontology annotation, biological process: regulation of mitotic cell cycle spindle assembly checkpoint. The transcript is spliced from 4 exons. NCBI's taxonomy places the organism in Eukaryota, Metazoa, Arthropoda, Arachnida, Scorpiones, Buthidae.